AGAGGAGACAAAGUGCAUUGAGAAAGCAGUAGCGGUGUUGGUGGUGGUGGUGGUGGUGUUGGAGGGGAGGUGGGGAGGAGACGAGCUCCAGCCUGCAAGCCCCAGACGGGCUGGCUCCGCAGGGGCUGCACCCAGGCACAGAGCUGCCUUUGUCAGGGGUUCCAAGGCUUGUUUUCUGCGGGACAUCCCCUUCUCAGCCAUCUACUUCCCCUGCUAUGCUCACACCAAGGCUUACCUCACCGAGGAGGACGGAAGGAUAGGGCCGGCCAAGAUGCUGUUUGCAGGAGCUCUGGCAGGCAUGCCAGCGGCCUCUCUGGUGACCCCAGCAGACGUGAUCAAGACCAGGCUACAGGUGGCGGCACGUGCCGGUCAGACCACCUACAGCGGCCUGGUGGACUGCUUCUGGAAGAUCCUCAGAGAAGAGGGGGCCCGUGCUUUCUGGAAAGGAGCAGGAGCUCGAGUGUUUCGAUCCUCGCCUCAGUUUGGAGUGACUCUGGUGACCUAUGAACUCCUGCAGCGCUGGUUCUACAUUGACUUUGGGGGACAAAAGCCGGCUGGCUCGGAGCCCACCCCCAAGUCUCGGAUCAGCCUGCCGGCGCCCAACCCCGACCACAUCGGAGGCUUCAGGUUGGCCGUGGCCACGUUCGCUGGCAUCGAGAGCAAGUUUGGACUCCAUCUCCCACGCUACACAGUGGCAACAGCAGCAGCAGCAGCAGCCCCUGCAAACACCCCUUGAACUGCUCACUUUGUUUAGUCCAUGGGUGAGGUGGGGGGUAAGUGAAAGAGAGGGCUUGAAUGUUUGUAGUAUUUUAAGUCACUUAUUUAAAAUUAUUUAUUAUUUAUCUUAUAUAGUAGUAUAUAGGCAGACAUGUUAAUUGGUGAGCCAGUUAGCAUGGGUGAUUUCAAGGAAACUCUUUGUAGAACUUGUGCAGUAUUUGUUUUAACUUUGAUUGACAUUGUAUAGAGUUGUAUUAUAUUGGGGUUUUGUUUUUCAUACAGUUUAGCCAGUACAGUAUAUGCACACAGACAGUAGAAGGGCUGGCAGAUGUUGAAACACACCUUAACCGCUUUGGAAAAUAGUAUCAAUAACUACAUACAGCAGCAGCUUUUUCCAGUGUCUUCCUAUUGUUGCUUUAUAAUCAAAAGCACAUUCCUCAUAUCAUAUAACUGGCUAAAAAAAUUAUUGAUCAUAAAUGUGGCACUUCUGUAUAUAGGAGAUAUCCAGAGACAUAUUUUCAUAUCUAUAUGGCUGUUUUGGUCCUGACUUGCUCAUUUGAUCAAAUGUAUCCACAAAAAUUUGACCAAUCAAUACUUGAAUGUAAAGACACAGUGUAACAUUCUGACUGUACAAGAUGUUAACUGUUGUAAGAUUAUUUGGUUUCAGGUCUAAAUGUAUGCAGACGUGUAAAUAUCUGAAAGAGACAAAGAGCUGGCACCAACUGCACUUCUGUAGCGUGUCACGACUGAGUAUUUAAAACUGUACAGUGCAGAGAAUGUAGGAGUUACAUAUGGUGUGUAAUAAUCGUGCCUUACUGUACGUAUGGCAGCAACGUGUGUACUGAGAGUAAAGAGAAACUUAUAUUAGUAA
This is a messenger RNA of Lates calcarifer (barramundi perch), 1588 nucleotides long. Its product is annotated as electrogenic aspartate/glutamate antiporter SLC25A13, mitochondrial-like. The transcript is spliced from 5 exons. Gene Ontology annotation, molecular function: L-glutamate transmembrane transporter activity; L-aspartate transmembrane transporter activity. The record is from RefSeq and is a predicted model, not a curated record. Gene Ontology annotation, biological process: aspartate transmembrane transport; malate-aspartate shuttle; L-glutamate transmembrane transport. Lineage: Eukaryota; Metazoa; Chordata; Actinopteri; Centropomidae. The annotation marks the transcript as partial.